AUGCCAGCCUACCCAGCUAGCUCCGGAAGGGAAGAGUACAUCGGCAAAGCCGGCCGAAAUUAUAGAAUCGAACGAACAAUUCAAGUAGAAACCUUUCCUCCCCGUCGGGUUUGUCUUGCUGCCGCUGGCGACAAAAAAUAUAUCCUGAAGUACAUACACGCUGUCAACUUCGAGGACCUUCGAGAACUAAAUAAUAAGUUACUCGGUACUAACCAUGUUCGUCUCCCUCAAGACAUUCUUCCCGAGAAGUCCAUGUUUGUUUUUGAGUAUUUUACAGGCCACCUCCUACGCCUUGUUCAGGACAAUAUACCUCUCGAAACAACCAAAAAAAUACUAAAAGAUGCUCUUUGUGGGCUAGCGGAACUCCAUGACCGGGAUAUUGUGCAUACAGACAUUAAAGCGGACAAUGUAUUUAUCGACUGGAAGGGUCAAGGCAAUGACAUUGUAAUUGGGCGAGUUCAGCUGGGAGAUCUUGAAGAUGCAGCCUAUAUACCCCCUGGGUCCGCCAUGGUUGGGAAGCAAGCUGGAAACCAGAUGUGGAGGAGCCUGGAAGCUCAUGCAUCAGGACCAGUGAAUAAACCUUCUGAUAUAUUUUCGUUUGCUCUUGUUUGCAUUUAUGCGGUACAUAAACGAGUUUUAUUGGCCGUAGGUGAAGAGGAAUUGGAUGAAGGGAUAGACCCGCUGUCUAUUAUACUCGAGCGCCAAAUCUCAUACUUUGCUGAUGAUGACGGAAUAGACGGACUCUUGAAAUACCUCGGGAAUAACCCUUGGGUGCAAGUCUUUGAAGUCAUUCGAGACGGUUUCAACAAGGAUAGCCCCCGCAGACCGUUUUCUCUCUGGAAAGAUGUUGAUGAGGAUUUUAGAGAUCUUAUUUGCGCUAUGACGAAGUUGGACCCUACGAAGAGAAUCACUGCCCGAGAGGCACUGACACACAAGUGGUUUGAGGACGUUUUAAGUUGA
Messenger RNA from Microsporum canis CBS 113480, 960 nucleotides. RefSeq lists its product as hypothetical. The transcript has 4 exons. Bases 1 to 960 code for a protein of 319 amino acids. Gene Ontology annotation, cellular component: cytoplasm. Gene Ontology annotation, biological process: protein phosphorylation. The record is from RefSeq and is a predicted model, not a curated record. Gene Ontology annotation, molecular function: ATP binding; protein serine/threonine kinase activity. NCBI's taxonomy places the organism in Eukaryota, Fungi, Ascomycota, Eurotiomycetes, Onygenales, Arthrodermataceae.